GGGACACACCAUGGCUUCUUAUUAAGCAUGAAUGCUAAAUCACUGAACAAAUAUCUCGACUGUGUGGCCUACAUGCUAACCACUCGGCCAGGAGGUACAGCACGGCGGUCAUAUGAGCAGCAGAAGAAGAAGAAGAAGAAGAAGAAGAAACGGUAAUGGAGGACUUGUUCCGUUGGAUGAGGAGGUGCUGCUGUGGCGAUGGCGACGAGGCGAGAGAAACAAACAAGGAAGAGGAAGAAAUGGAAGGGCUGAGGAUGGAGGAGAGCGUCGUCAAGAAGAGCCGAAGUUCUUCAUCUCUUCCGGCUGCUCAGUUGGACCAGGAUGUUCCUGGCAGGGAUCCCCACUGGUUCCACACGCUGCAGAUGCGACGCCUUCGGGUGCAGCGAGGGCGUAGUAACAGCGACCCGUGGAGCAGGAAGAGCUGCCAGGAUCUCUCCAUCUGGGUUUGGCUGUUACACAAACGUACACUCGAUGCUACCUCUGCUAACUUCUUGAUGCGACCAUGUGUGUGUGUGUGUGUGUGUGUGUGUGGUCAGAAAGCACAGCUCCAGUUCGGAACAGCCAACUCUUACGUGAGUCUGGAGAAACUCGGUGAAGGCUCAUACGCGUCCGUUUACAAAGGCAUCAGCAGGAUUAACGGGCAGCUGGUGGCGCUGAAAGUGAUUGAGACAAAGACGGAGGAGGGGGUGCCGUUCACCGCCAUCAGAGAAGCGUCUCUGCUCAAAGGCCUGAAACAUGCCAACAUCGUCCUCCUCCACGACAUCAUCCACACUAGAGACUCGCUCACCUUCGUCUUCGAAUAUGUGCAGACGGACCUGGCCCAGUACAUGAACCAGCAUCCGGGCGGUCUGCACUCUCACAACGUACGGAUCUUCAUGUUCCAGCUGUUGCGGGGCCUGAACUUCAUCCACGGUCGCCAGAUCCUCCACCGCGACCUGAAGCCUCAGAACCUGCUCAUCAGCUACUUGGGAGAACUCAAACUGGCUGAUUUUGGUCUGGCCCGCUCCAAGUCUGUCCCCUGUCAGAGUUUCUCAUCAGAUGUAGUUACGCUAUGGUACCGGCCCCCGGAUGUUCUGCUGGGUUCUACAGAUUAUUCCACAGCUCUGGACAUCUGGUACGUGUGCUUCAGGUGCGACGUGGAACACAGACUUGAGCUUGAUAUCAUUUCGAUGUGUGUCAGGGGAGCCGGGUGCAUCUUUGUGGAGAUGCUCCAGGGGGCGCCGGCAUUCCCCGGACUCACUGAUGUGUUUGACCAGCUGCGGAAAAUCUGGACGGUUCUUGGCGCCCCGUCAGAGGACAACUGGCCUGGACUGACCCGACUCCCCAAUUAUCAACCAGACUGGUCUCUUCCAUCCGAGUCCAAGCCGAUUCGCUGCGUCUGGAAAAGGUUAAACCAACUUCCAUAUAAAACCGAAGAUCUUGUCCAGAAGAUGCUGAUGUUGGCGCCCGCAGACCGGAUGUCAGCGGCGGACGCCCUGCACCACCCGUACUUUAGCGUGCUGCCGCAGCCCGUCAUGCACCUGAGGGACACCGUCUCCAUCUUCAAGGUGCCCGGUGUCUACCUGGAGACUGAGAUCCGUGACACCUUCAACCCCAGCAGGCCCAGAGUCAGACCUUCACUGCUAUCGACCGCUAAGUUCUGGUGACACCAUCAACUCCAACAGACAGACUUUGUCUCCGCUCAGAGGGAAAGUCGUCGGUAUGGCGUCUGUUUGCAUCAGCUAGUGUCUGUUAGCAUCUGAUAGCAUCAGUGAGCACCUGAUAGCAUCAUUUAGCAGCUGUUAGCAUCAGCUAGCAUCUGUUUGCAUCUGACAGCGUCAGAUUACCAUUUACCACAUUCUAAAUACACAUUACAUCAUUAGAGCCCUCUAGACAUGAUAUAACACCCCUAUAGUCACCUUUACACUUCAAAGACCCAAUAUAGUAGACAUCAUAAGAGAAAAUACGACAUAUUAGGCAUAAUAACCCUGAUUAGCACCUUCUCAAUACACUUUUUAACGUCCUUAGAGCCCUCUAGACAUGAUAUAACACCCCUAUAGUAACCUUCACACUUCUAUGACCCAAUAUAGUAGAUAUCAUCAGAGAAAAUACAACAUAUUAGGUAUAAUAAACCUGUUUCCCACCUUCUAAAUACACUUUUUAACAUCAUUAGAGCCCUCUAGAGAUGAUAUAACACCCCUAUAGUCACGUUUACACUUCUAUGACCCAAUAUAGUACACAUCAUAAGAGAAAAUAAGACAUAUUAGGCAUAAUAAACCUGUUUACCACCUUGUCAGUACACUUUUUAACAUCAUUAGAGCCCUCCAGACAUGAUAUAACACCCCUAUAUUCACCUUUACACUUCAAAGACCCGAUAUAGCAGACAUCAUAAGAGAAAAUACAAAAUAUUAGGCAUAAGAAACCUGUUUACCAUCUUCUAAAUACACUUUUUAACAUCAUUAGAGCCCUCUAGACAUGACAUAACACCCCUAUAGUCACCUUUACACUCCCAUUACCAAUAUAGUAGACAUUAUAAGAGAAAAUACGACAUAUUAGGCAUAAUAAACCUUUUUACCGCCUUCUAAUCACAUUUUUUAACAUCAUAAUAACAGAAAAUAAGAUUAGUGCUGGUGUGUUUGUUGAUCCAAAAGGAGUUAAAAAAAACCUCCAAAUGAAUCAGAGCCUCACCAGACAUGAACCUCACCACACGUGCCUGGCAAGAAAUAUAAUUUUUAUAUUCAAUUGGAAAAGAUAGCCUGAUGAACAAAAAUCUCGGCUAGUGCAAGCUAAUUAGCUGGACAUGCUAUAUUAGCAGCCAGUGUGUUAUUCCGUGCUUUUUUUUUUUUUUUAAAGCUUUCUUUAUUUACACGCCACAUAUGGCGCUUUGUGUUGACGCUACGGAGGACAAGUUUGUUUUUGUUGCUGGUAAACUUGUCGGCAAUGUCAAAGAAAUAUGUUUCCAUGAAAAAGCAUCUUUUCCCCCAACGGCUGGAUGAGAAUGUCAUCAUUUGAUUGACAGCCAGCGGCAUCAAGAUAAAAGCAAAAAUCUUUUGUGUGAAUAUUAACUGCUUGUUUGUU
Molecule: messenger RNA, 3057 nt
Organism: Doryrhamphus excisus (bluestripe pipefish)
Lineage: Eukaryota; Metazoa; Chordata; Actinopteri; Syngnathiformes; Syngnathidae
Source: RefSeq, a predicted model, not a curated record